This is a messenger RNA of Kuraishia capsulata CBS 1993, 864 nucleotides long. RefSeq lists its product as uncharacterized. The transcript has a single exon. Bases 1 to 864 code for a protein of 287 amino acids. The record is from RefSeq and is a predicted model, not a curated record. Lineage: Eukaryota; Fungi; Ascomycota; Pichiomycetes; Pichiales; Pichiaceae.
AUGUCAAUCCUAACAGACCUCUUUCCGGAUCUUACAGAUCUCCAGGACGACUUCAACGAGGAGAUUGUCCAGCUUCGCCAGUCCCAGCUCUACGACUACAGUUUCCAGAUUGAUGAGCUCAAAUUCCACGAGGAAAAUGAUCAGUUCCACAACUUGCUGCCUGCUGCAUCGCCAUUGUUAGAAGAGAGCAAGUAUGUUGGUAUUCACAAGACGGAUGACUCCUCCAUGCACCAGCUCCAGCCACCCCAAUCUCAGGCCUGGAGCUUCCAGGAUCUCCAGGAUAUGCAGUUUGUAUCUCUUCCAAACCUCGAGAUUGGUCUCAUGACUCCCCCACUCACAUUUAUCGAAGAGACGGAACCAAGCACCCCCGUCAGUCUUGGCCGCCGGGACAGCAUGUUUGAGUCUCCAAGAGCGGAUUCCACUGCUUCAUCUACUGCCAAUGGACUAGGCCUUGUUACCACCAUGCAGGCGCCCUCAAGAUAUGCCGUGUCGUCAUCGCCUGCUUCUGCGGAGGACACCCAGACGAAGCGCAUAAGUGACUCACGACUAUCGCUGCCGGAGCUAGCCAAGAUCCUCAAUUUGCAAGAUGACCACAAGGAAACCGCUAAGCGCGAGCGUGAAGUCCUGAAGGUUUUAAAAGAGGAACUGGGAUUCCAGCUGGGGCAGAAAACGUGGAUCCGUGAUACUCCCGUGGCCGAACGCAAUUUGUUGAUCACGCAGCUUCGUGAUAUCUGCGAGGAAAGGUUCCACUACGGCUAUUCUAAGGAGAUCCUAGAGACAAUCGUCAGAAGGGCCAGUUACUAUAUGAUGCAGGGUAGGUUGAGACGUGAAAGACGGGCUGAGAGAAAGGGAAAGAAGGCGUGA